This is a messenger RNA of Grammomys surdaster, 3143 nucleotides long. RefSeq names its product C-type lectin domain containing 14A (gene Clec14a). Gene Ontology annotation, molecular function: extracellular matrix protein binding; extracellular matrix binding. Gene Ontology annotation, biological process: cell migration. Gene Ontology annotation, cellular component: extracellular matrix; external side of plasma membrane. The transcript has a single exon. Bases 49 to 1473 code for a protein of 474 amino acids. Lineage: Eukaryota; Metazoa; Chordata; Mammalia; Rodentia; Muridae. The record is from RefSeq and is a predicted model, not a curated record.
CAGCAAGCUAGAGGACUUGGGAGCAGCUGUGUGCUCUGAGUCUCCAGGAUGAGGCCGGCGCUUGCCUUGUGCCUCCUCUGUCCCGCGUUCUGGCCCCGGCCAGGGAAUGGCGAGCAUCCCACAGCCGAUCGCGCAGCUUGUUCGGCCUCGGGUGCUUGCUACAGCCUGCACCACGCUACCAUCAAGAGGAGGGCUGCUCAGGAGGCCUGCAGCCUGCGUGGCGGGACUCUCAGCACCGUGCACUCUGGCUCCGAGCUGCGAGCUGUGCUCCUGCUCUUGCGUGCAGGUCCCGGGCCUGGCGGAGGCUCCAAAGACCUUCUGUUCUGGGUGGCUCUGGAGCGCAGUGUUUCACGGUGCACCCUGGAAAGAGAGCCUCUGAGGGGUUUCUCCUGGUUGCACUCGGACUCGGAAGACUCGGAGGACAGCACACUACCGUGGGUGGAGGAGCCACAACUUUCCUGCACUGUUAGAAAGUGCGCUGCGCUCCAGGCCACCAGGGGAGUGGAGCCUGCCGGGUGGAAGGAGAUGCGUUGUCACCUGCGCGCCGACGGCUACCUGUGCAAGUACCAGUUUGAGGCUCUGUGCCCUGCGCCUCGCCCGGGAGCCGCCUCUAACUUGAGUUUCCAAGCUCCCUUCAGACUGAGCAGCUCCUCUCUGGACUUCAGCCCUCCUGGGACCGAGGUGAGUGCGAUGUGUCCCGGGGACCUCUCCGUCUCAUCCACCUGCAUCCAGGAAGAGACAAGCGCACGCUGGGAUGGGCUUUUCCCCGGGACCCUGCUCUGCCCCUGUUCUGGGAGGUAUCUCCUUGCUGGCAAGUGCGUGGAGCUCCCUGACUGCCUAAACCACUUGGGAGACUUCGUCUGCGAAUGUGCUGUGGGCUUUGAGCUGGGGAAGGACAGACGCUCUUGUGAGACCAAAAUGGAAGGACAGCUAACCCUCGAGGGGACCGAGUUGCCCACCAGGAAUGUAUCAGUCACUCCAGCAGGUCCUAUGACAAACAGAACAUGGACAGGUGGGGUCUAUGACAAGCCAGGAGAGGUGCCGCAGGUCACUGGACAAGAUGGUAUUGCGAUGUCUGAUCCUGAGAUUCUUCAGUGGGGAACACAGAGUACUUUACCUACUGUUCAAAAGACCCCACAAACCAAGCCAAAAGUCACUGUCACGCCAUCAGGAAAUGGGAUCCCCACACUGAACUACACAUCUUCUUCCCCUAUUUCUCUGACUUUCGACUCCUCCUCCACGGUGGUCUUCAUACUUGUGAGCAUAGCAGUAAUAGUUUUAGUAGUCUUGACCAUUACAGUGCUGGGGCUUUUCAAGCUCUGCUUUCACAAAAGCCCUUCCUCCAGGACAAGGAAGGGAGCUCUGGACUCACGGGGUGUGGAAUGCGAUGCUGAAGCCACCUCUUUGAGCCACAGUUCUGCACAAUGCACUGACACUGGAGCGAAGGGUGGGGACUGUGGCCUGAGGGGCUGAGCUGUGGGUCCUUCACUGACUUGGGCCCUCUCUUGGAUCGGGACACACUUAGGGCAACAGCUCAGUGCUCACAUCUUGUGUAGACUUUUUCAGUUCCAAAAAAUUGGGGGAAAGAAGAGAAUUUGCAAUGAUUACUGUGGAAGUUACCCUUCCCAUAAAUUCUCUUUAUCCCACUAAGGAGCUAAAUUUGAAAGACACACUCAUCCCCUGAAAGUGGAAGAGGUGGAGGCUGUGGGCUGGUACUGGGGGACAGGGUGGAAAAUGGCAGGAGACAUUUUUCUGUGUUCUGGGGGAAUUUGGAGAAGAGAUUGAAUAUUUCCAGUAUUGGGAACAAAUAAAUCGCACUACAAUUUUUGGAAGGCUUAUUUUCAUCCAAAAAGAGAAGGAAAUAUCUAUAUUAUUCAGGCUAGGAAUACAUUAGCUUGAAAUUUUCGGGAAAAUUAUAGAACAUUGCUGAGAACCUAGACUAACUCAUGUUUGGCUUAUACAAAGUGUGCUAUUUAGGAGUAUGAUAUUCUGAGGGCAGCAACUGGCUAUGGGGUAUACUGGGAAGACACAAGGGUACAUUCUGUGCUUUGAGGGAAAAGUCCUUAUACCUAGCUCCUUCAGAACCAGUGAAGUUUCCCUUUAUUUGUUUAUCCUUUGCUUUCAAAGUCAUUGUGACUGUGCUCUGCUAUAAAUCCUAAGUGCAAUGUUGCCUGUUUCUGACUCCAGAAGCAAAUUACAGUUGACCACCAAUCCAAGUGUUUACUGUGUGUCCUUGCCCAAGGAAACAAAUGAUUUGUGUCUUCCCUUUCCAGUGUUUGUGUUCUCCAGUGUAAUGACCUUCCUCUUCAAGCCACCUUGUAGACAUCAAGAUGCCGACCCUCACUUCCAAUUACGAUGAUGUUAAUUCUCAAUUAAAACCUUAAUGCUAAGUAUUGAUUUGAAAUCCUCUGGGUGCGUUAAAGCAAAAGGAAGCUUGGCUUCUUCCAAAGAUGCUAGAUUCUUGUGCCCUAUUUAAUCCAUGGGGGCAGAGAGGUGGAACACUUGAAUGUCAAGCUAUUUCUGUUCCUUCUCAAUAGAUUGUGAAUACAAUGACAAUGUGUGUGCAUCAGGGGAUUGUUACAACUGAACAAGAGUCUUAGCAGGCAAAACUACUGGAAGUGGCUUUCCACAGAAUUAGCAGUGUAAAAAAAAGAAAUAAUAAAUGAAAACCUAGCAUCUUGUUAUGACUUGAGAUGUUAGCAUAUAAUUAAAGAAAAAGUCACACAUUCAGGUGGUAAAUAAUUAAGGCAUAAUUUAAAAAAAACGAUCUAGUUGAAUCCAAAGACCUUGGAGAAUAUUUCAGUUAGAGUGCUGAGAUUUUUGUAAGUGUUGUAAAGUUGUUGUGUGAAGAGAAAUAGAGAAAUGAACUCAUGGGAGAAAAUGAAAGUAGAAAAAAAAACUUGAGCUAUAUUUUUCUAGAAUCAUUUUUAUACUCUUGAUUGUACUAAGAGUUGAUUUAAAGUUAGCAAAUAACCAAUAAUAAGAUAACCUAGAAAAUUAAGAGAGUUCAAUAUAUAAAUCUGUGUUCUAAAUAUGUGUUUAAUGUUGUGUCACUGAAGGAACAAACUGAUAGAGAGCUUAUUUCACAUGUUGGAUAUGGUUUUAAAUAGUUACAGUUAAAUAAAAUCACAAAUGAAUUCAAA